Zalophus californianus (California sea lion) is the source of this 2007-nucleotide messenger RNA. RefSeq names its product NADPH oxidase 5 (gene NOX5). Lineage: Eukaryota; Metazoa; Chordata; Mammalia; Carnivora; Otariidae. Gene Ontology annotation, biological process: superoxide anion generation; defense response. Gene Ontology annotation, molecular function: calcium ion binding; superoxide-generating NAD(P)H oxidase activity. Gene Ontology annotation, cellular component: NADPH oxidase complex; plasma membrane. The record is from RefSeq and is a predicted model, not a curated record.
AUGAGCAGGCCAGAAGACCCAGCCCAGCCAGACCCUGAAAGCUGCAGAGGUGCCAUGAGUACUGAGGAAGAUGCCACGUGGAUUCAGUGGGUGACACACCAGUUUGAGAGCAUUGUGGGAAAAGACUGGGAGAUCAACCUGCAACAAUUCAAAGCAGCCCUGAAUGUGAACGAGUCCUUCUUUGCCAAGACAUUCUUCACCCUGUUUGACCCCGAUGGAGGCGGCACCAUCACCCUCCAGGAGCUGCUGGAGGCGCUGACCCUGCUCAUCCACGGCAACCCCAUGGAUAAACUCAAAUUCCUCUUCCAGGUGUACGUGGAUGGCAGCGGCUCCAUCGUGGAUGAGUUGUGCACCGUGCAGCAGUCGUGCGUGUGCGAGAGCGCCAUCUCGCGGCCGGACGAGAAGCUGGACCAGCUACUGGAGCUCUUGGAGUCGGCCAACAAGGACUGCAACCGCGCCAGCACCUUCGACCCCCUUCGGAACGAGCUACAGCGCUUCCCCGGGGUCAUGGAGAACCUGACCAUCAGCGCUACCCACAGGCUGAUGCCCCCUGCCCCCCGCGCCCAACCGCGCCGGCACCGUGCCCGCCCUCUGACCUCUGCCUAUUGGUCCAACCACCGCAGCCACCUGCUCUGUCUGGCCGCCGACGCGGGCCUCCACGUGUUGCUCUUCGCGCUGGUGGCCAGUGCGCACCGGGCCCCCGGCCCCUGCGUCAUGGUGGCCAAAGGCUGCCAGUGCCUCAACGUCGACUGUAGCUUCAUCGCGGUGCUGAUGUUCAGGUGCUGCCUGACGUGGCCACAGGCCACCUGGCUGGCUCAGAUCCUGCUGCUGGACUGGAACAUCCAGUUCCACCAGCUCAUGGGCUACGUGGUGGUUGUGCUCUCCCUUGUGCACACUGUGGCCCACAUUGUGAGCUGUGUGUCCUGCAGGCCCACGCUCCAGGCUCAGUCCGAGGCCAGCGCCUUCCUGUUCUGGGAACUGCUGCUCACCACCAGGCCUGGCAUCAGCUGGGUCACCACCCAUGGCUCGGCCUCCCCGACCGGUGCUUGUCUGCUCCAGCUCCUGUCUCUGGCCCUGUUCUGCCCCCAGGUCUUGAGCCCUGGAAGCUUACCAGCCCCUCCCUCUCCACCCUCACAGGUGUUCUACUGGACCCAUUUGACCUACCUCCCCAUGUGGAUUCUGCUCAUUCUGCACGGGCCCAACUUCUGGAAGUGGCUGCUGGUCCCUGGCGUCUUAUUCUUGGAGAAGAUCAUCGGGCUAGCAGUGUCCCGCAUGGCAGCCCUGUGCAUUGUGGAAGUCAAUCUCCUCCCCUCCAAGAUGACCCUGACCUUCUUCUCUCCCCGGGUCACCCACCUCCUCAUCGAGAGGCCCCCUCUCUUCCACUACAGACCAGGUGACUACUUGUACCUGAACGUCCCCAGCAUUGCGCUCUACAAGUGGCAUCCCUUCACUAUCAGCAGCGCUCUGGAGCAGAAAGACACCAUCUGGCUACACGUCCAGUCCGAAGGCCAGUGGACAGACAGGCUGUAUGAGUCCUUCGAGACAUCAUGCCCCAUGGACGGUGGCUGCAAACAGCUGUCAAGAAGGUUGAGGAUGAGGAAGAGCCAGAGGAAGGCCCAGGGAGCAGUGGCCUUCGGCAGGGACAUCACCAUGGAGCUGACCUCCUGCGGGCCCAAGGGAACUCCACAGCAGGGGGACCUAAGGCCUGGCCCCUUCAUGGAGCUGCAUAUGUACAUGACCUCUGCACUGGGCAAGCAUGACAUGAAGGUCAGUAGCCUGCAGAUGGCCCUUGACCUCCUGGCCGAGAAGGAGACGAAGGACUCCAUCACAGGCCUCCAGACAUGCACCCAGCCUGGGCGGCCUGACUGGAGCAAGAUGCUCCAGAAAGUGGCUGCUGAGAAGAAGGGCAAGGUGCAGGUCUUCUUCUGUGGCUCCCCAGUCCUGGCCAAGGUGCUCAAGGGCCACUGUGAGCAGUUUGGCUUCAAAUUCUUCCAAGAGAACUUUUAG